AGACAAGCAAGCAACCAUGAUGACAGUCCGCAGAUCUACUACUAGUAGUACUACCUUUGCUUGGAUCGUAUCCAUCUGCAUGGUGGGGGUCUCUCAUGCACAGUAUAUGAACUGCACCCCUUGCGACAUUCCCUUGAGUGAAGAGGCCGGUGCCAAGGUGAUUGGUGCAAUGAACUGUUCCGAUUGGGAGUACGACGCCAUGCUGGAUUCGAAAGAUUCAGAGAUCUGUCAUCUCAAUCGAGUUGCUGGAGUGGCCUUUUGCGGAUGUGAAGUUCCUGAUCAUGUCACGGAAACGUGCGAUCUGUGUCCCAAUGGCUCCGUCGAUGUUAACCUGGAUCGAGAGCUUCCGGAUGUGCCAGGAGUUACCUGCGCUGACAUUCUAAAUGUUCCUAAAGUGGAUGGCGACCAAUCAUGCUCUCUGCUACAGGCCAAGUACGCCUUUUGGUGUGAUUGUCCCAAAGUCGUUCCUACCUGCACCCUCUGUCCCACUGGUGCAUUUCCUCCCAAACCCGACAAAGGCCUCCCGUUUGAUAGGAAUCUGUACUGCGGAGAUAUUGCCACGGAAUUCCUCGUUUCCACACCCAAACAAUGUCAGGAGCUCAAAUCCGAUAUCCCAGUGGAUUUGGCGUCCUAUUGCGAAUGUCCUGGCACCACACCACCCGAAACUUGUUCGCUGUGUCCCGACGGUUACUUUGUCAAUGAGUACGUGGUCGUGGAGAAUGACCUCACGUGUGCUGAUAUCCACCAAAUUGCUCGAUUCUCCACCAAUGAAACUGUAUGUGAAAUAAUGGAAGAUGUUCAUGGAAAGUGUUGCUCCGUAGACGAGGGAUGGACAGCAGCCGAUGGGAACGAUACCCCUGCAGAAUCAUCCAGCAGCAAUGUCGUACGAUGGUCCAGUGUGUUGCAAAUAAUGAUUCUGGGUAGCAGUCUCAUGCUAUCCCUACGAGUGCUUUGA
Seminavis robusta is the source of this 955-nucleotide messenger RNA. The record is from the annotation of a GenBank genome assembly. Lineage: Eukaryota; Bacillariophyta; Bacillariophyceae; Naviculales; Naviculaceae.